Exophiala aquamarina CBS 119918 is the source of this 642-nucleotide messenger RNA. RefSeq lists its product as uncharacterized. The record is from RefSeq and is a predicted model, not a curated record. The transcript has a single exon. The annotation marks the transcript as partial. NCBI's taxonomy places the organism in Eukaryota, Fungi, Ascomycota, Eurotiomycetes, Chaetothyriales, Herpotrichiellaceae.
AUGGCGUUCCUCUCCACAAGCCUCAAAUCAGGCUACAUCACGGACCUGAUACUACCCGCCCCUUUAGAAGGCCAAAGACCCGACGACGUGCUCCGGACCGGGCUCGAUGCCAUCUUCGCCUCCGUACACACCCCCAACACGAUGAUCACACUCAACCCGCUCGUCCACGAAGUCAAACAACUCGCCUCAACAGACCCAAAAGCCGUUGACGUCGCCACCGUCGCACCCAGCUUCGGCGUCGCACUCGACGUGCCUUAUGCGAUACUCCGCGAAGGCGAUACCGCGUCCCCCGGCGGCUUCCAGCAGUUCGAGAUCCUCGAUAAAUUGAAUGUUAUGUUCGGGUACACAACCGACCUGACCUACCAUGCGGCCAUCCGUCAGACAAAGAUGGGCAUGGAGGCGUUCACAAAUGCUGGGUCCGGAGUUACGAUUUACGGCCGUUGGGAGAUUAAGGUCGGGAAUGACGCGGAUAAAGGAGCUCAGGGGCAGGGUCAGGUGAUUAAUUUGAUCGAGCGCAAUGAGAUCAAGUGCAAUGUUCUCCUGAGCUGGUACAUCAAGGCCAGUCUCGACAAGAGCCAUCGCGAGACGCAUCGCAGGUUGAAGGAGAAGUGGCUUGCUGCUAUGCGCGAGGCGGGGUACAAG